AUGAGCUUGAAGUCCAACAUCAAGCCAAUCGUAUAUGGGGUCUUCAACGUGGCUGUGGGAUGUGGGAUUGUAUUUGCGAACAAGGCUGUCCUAUCAGUCUUCAACUUCAAAUUUGUGUAUGCCCUGACACUGGUGCACACAAUAGUCACCAUGAUUGGCAUGUGGAUGUUUGCUGCCGGGGGCAUCUUUGAGAUAAAGCGGUUCAAAGCCCUCCAGGUCGCACCAUUGGCAGCUGCUUUCGUGGGGUAUGUGGUAUUCUGGAACCUGAGCCUGCAGAUAAACUCAGUAGGCUUCUACCAGCUGUCCAAGAUCAUGGUGCUACCAUCAGUUGCAGGGCUUGAGGUGAGCCUUGCUUGUUCCUCCUGCAAGAACAUGACAUCCUCCCUCCAUAUCCCCAUUGAUGUGGAAGGGUCUGCAUGCACAUGCAUGGCUGAGAUCUUGAUGUGCUGGCAUCAGGUGUGGAUUGGAACCAAGCAGAAGGAGCUAGAGGCAGGCAGCAUGCAGCUGAUGCACCAGUACACGCCCUGGGCCACAGGCCUGCUGGCAAUUUUGGUGCCCAUUUUGGGGCUGCUGGUGUCGUGGUCGACGUUUCUGAUGAUUGGGGCGACGUCAGGCCUCACCUUCAACGUGAUUGGCCACCUGAAGCUCAUCAUUGUGCUGGCCGGCGGCGUUGCCUUCUUCGGUGACCAGAUGCCCCCCAAGAAGUUUGCUGGAGUCUGCAUUGCCCUUGCUGGCAUUGCCUGGUACUCCUUCCAGGGGCUGCAGAAGAAGUCCCCGCCCCAAUCAAAGGUGGAGGACACAGAGAUGGCGGCCAAGGCAGAGGAGAAGCAGCCACUGGUGAAUGGGGCAGAAGGGUUGAACGGAAAGACAGUUGUGCGAAAGGAAGCAGCAUGAUAAACUGUGGAACAUAACUCUUUAGCUCUUCAACACACAAGGGUCUUGGCUCCAUCCUGGGUGGUGUGGCUGAACUGUUCUCAGUCAGUCUUCUUGAUACAAGACAGACGGGGCAAGUGGCUGCCUUGAAUUACUCCAGCACUUCUCGUCAAGUUCUGUUCAUCACAUGGAUGUUGCCAUUGUGGAAAUGGGCUUGGAGUUGAGAGGGAAGAAUGCAUUCAGUAUUUCAAGUUUCUGGCCUCUUGGGCAAGAUUUUUUUUGGGAGGUGAACACAGGCUCCAAGAUAUUACCAGGGCCCUUACAACAUUAUGCGUGAGACUUUAGAGCUUAAUUGCUGAAGAUCGGUUUAUACAUGCUUCAAUUCAAGCAUCAACAGCCCAGAUGUAGGCUUUUAUUCAAAAGCACCCUAGCAAUAUUGGAUGAUUAUGUAAUGAGAUAUAGCC
Molecule: messenger RNA, 1337 nt
Organism: Coccomyxa subellipsoidea C-169
Lineage: Eukaryota; Viridiplantae; Chlorophyta; Trebouxiophyceae; Coccomyxaceae
Exons: 5
Coding region: 1-894 (297 amino acids)
Cellular component (GO): Golgi apparatus
Molecular function (GO): antiporter activity
Source: RefSeq, a predicted model, not a curated record